GGGAAACGGCGCCUUUGCUCCUCUCUUUGCUGCCAGAGCCCUUGGACACAGACACACUGCUGUCCUCUCACUCUCACAGGGGCUGCUGAGCUGCCAUGGGGAACACCACCAGCGAGCGAGUGUCUGGGGAGCGCCAUGGCUCCAAGUCCCACCGCUCAGAUGGCUCUGGUGCCCCCCACCCUGCCAAGGAGCACCCACACAAGAUCAUGGUGGGCAGCACCGACGACCCCAGUGUUUUCAGCUCCCACGACUCUAAGAUUCCUGGGGAGAAGGAGUUUGUGUCAUGGCAGCCAGAUCUGGAGGAGUCAGUGAAACCUUCCCAACAGGCUCGUCCCACUGUCAUCCGCUGGGCUGAUGGAGGCAAAGAGGUCUUCAUCUCUGGGUCUUUCAACAACUGGAGCACCAAGAUCCCACUCAUCAAAAGCCACAACGACUUUGUUGCUAUCCUGGACCUCCCAGAAGGAGAGCACCAGUACAAGUUUUUUGUGGAUGGCCAGUGGGUCCAUGACCCGUCUGAGCCUGUGGUCACCAGCCAGAUGGGGACGAUUAACAACCUGAUUCACGUCAAGAAGUCUGACUUUGAGGUGUUCGAUGCGUUGAAGGUGGAUUCCCUGGAGAGCUCAGAAACCUCAGGUCGGGACUUAUCAAGCUCACCACCUGGUCCUUAUGGCCAAGAGAUGUACGUGUACCGGCCCGAGGAGCGCUUCAAAUCCCCACCCAUCCUCCCGCCUCACCUGCUCCAGGUCAUCCUCAACAAGGACACCAAUAUCUCGUGUGACCCAGCACUGCUGCCCGAGCCCAACCAUGUCAUGCUCAAUCACCUCUACGCGCUCUCCAUCAAGGACGGCGUGAUGGUGCUCAGUGCCACGCACCGCUACAAGAAGAAGUACGUCACCACGCUGCUCUACAAGCCCAUCUGA
Chaetura pelagica (chimney swift) is the source of this 920-nucleotide messenger RNA. It is a transcript of the gene PRKAB2, whose product is annotated as protein kinase, AMP-activated, beta 2 non-catalytic subunit. NCBI's taxonomy places the organism in Eukaryota, Metazoa, Chordata, Aves, Apodiformes, Apodidae. Gene Ontology annotation, biological process: signal transduction. Gene Ontology annotation, cellular component: nucleus; cytoplasm; nucleotide-activated protein kinase complex. Gene Ontology annotation, molecular function: protein kinase binding. The transcript is spliced from 7 exons. The record is from RefSeq and is a predicted model, not a curated record. The coding region runs from base 96 to 920 and encodes 274 amino acids.